AUGGUGCUACUGAGCAACCCGAAAAAUACGAGACGUGUAAGUUUGGAUGUGGCGAGCACAGUGCUUAUCAAGGAUCCCGAGACGGAAGGAUUUGAGCCGCCUAGUCGAAGCCGCUGCCGACGCCUCUACGAUAUCGCAAAUGUGCUGGUCGCAUUGGGCCUCAUCAAGAAGGUACACUAUCUCUUUGGUACCAAGAAGAUCCCGCUAUUUGUCUACUGCGGUCCCGAACCAGAUGAGAACUCCAUCUUUGACGUGAACGCGUGCAUUGAGCGACUUUUAGCGACAACCAACGCCACACCUCUUACACCGCGAAUGAAGGCAACCACUGUAGCUUUGCAACACUCGCUUUCUAUGGGAAAACGCAGCACCUCCGAGGCUAAUCUUCACGUUCCAUCGGCGAACAAAAUGCCUCGCAUAAAGUCGGAAGAUUUUAUGACACAAGCGUCGUCAUCACUGAUGAUGUUUGCCGAGUUAGCAGCUGAGCGACUCCGUCAAGAAACAGAACUCCAGAAGCGGCCAGCAUCUAGCCCAGAAACGAAAACGACAACCGGUACCUCUCCAAAGCCUCUCGUCGUACCAUUGCCCAGGGCAAGCAGCGGACAUACUUUGCCGAAGCCACAAGCGCAGCAUUCGUUUGGGAAUUUUUCCGUGUCACCACUGAGUUCACCGUUGACCGGUGCCAAGCGAUAUACUGUGAAAAUCGGCAACAACUAUCAAAUGUCUUCUGUACCGAUUGCUGGACUACAGCCGAUCGUUUUGCCAACGACA
Messenger RNA from Cooperia oncophora, 768 nucleotides. Lineage: Eukaryota; Metazoa; Nematoda; Chromadorea; Rhabditida; Trichostrongylidae. The record is from the annotation of a GenBank genome assembly.